Messenger RNA from Cladophialophora psammophila CBS 110553, 2496 nucleotides. RefSeq lists its product as uncharacterized. The record is from RefSeq and is a predicted model, not a curated record. The transcript has 2 exons. Gene Ontology annotation, cellular component: endoplasmic reticulum; Golgi apparatus. Lineage: Eukaryota; Fungi; Ascomycota; Eurotiomycetes; Chaetothyriales; Herpotrichiellaceae. The coding region runs from base 1 to 2496 and encodes 831 amino acids.
AUGACCUCCAGACCAGGUUCGAGAUGGAAUUUCCUACAGCAGGCUGUCGCAUCUGUCGAGUCGAGACUGGACGAUAUCCUCGCCGAAGAGAGUGAUCGUCCCAAACGGACGCUUACUCCCGCUCACAACAAGAAACCCUCCUCCGACUUGUCUCGAAGCAGCAGCACUGCCUCUGCCUCCAAUGAUCGGCUCCAGGAACGCCUCGCGCGAGCGAUGGCGAAGAAGAACGUUAGUCGUACCGAAAGUCCUGUCCCUCCCCAGGAACGAUUGUCAAGACCAGCUUCGCGAGGGGAAGAUGCGUCUGCUUCCCCCUCAGAUAUUGCGAAGGUUGGAGAUUCGUCCCUUCCGGAUGGCGUCCAGGCCGAUAUAGAGAUACGGACUUCCAGUGAAGUGGCCGAGAGACUGAAGCAGGAUGCUGGGGUGGACAAACCAACCUCAGGAGACACCGUUUUGGUUGAGCCGGAAUGCAGAACGGCAUCCACGAUUAUAGAACAGCCAGAUCCCAAUUCAGCACGACCUUCGACAGAAAUCCUAAAAGAUAACCGGACUAUGUCAAGCAGGCCGUCAGAAGAUAUGCAGAGAACUAGCGAAGAGAAUGGAUCAAGACCUAGUAAUGACGAGUCAACGGAAAUACAGGAUGAAAUGAAUGCCUAUCUCGAACGCAUCGAUGCACUCCGAAGAAAUCUUGAAAGACUAGGACAAGAAGUCGCUGAGUCAGCCCAAGAGGCUGCCGACUCUGCUAAGCAAGCUGCUGCCUCAGCGGAAGCAGGAAGCUUAGAGCAGAAGAUCUCUCGAAAGGAUGAGGAAAUAGCUGUCCUGAUUGAAGAAGGCACCAGAUGGUCAAAGACCGAAAUGGAUCUUCGGGGUAUGCUGAAGAAAGUUCGAGCCCAAGCAUUGACCAGUGCUAAAGAACAAGAAGCUGCAAGACUACGCGCAGACCGGGCUGAACGUGCCCUCAGAAUUAUGGAGGAUCGUGCAAGAAAGGCAGAGGCAAUAAGCAAGCGUGCAGAGCAAAAUCUCGCUGCAAAUACCAUUGCGACAAAGGACAUUGAGGCGAUGCGAAAAGAACGAGAUGCAUUAAACGCCACACUAGCGGAAAUCAAACUGCAACUGUCCAAAGCCAAUUCGCGGGCUGAAGCAGCUGAGAGCAAAGCACAGUCGGAGCAAUUGGAGAAAGAAAGACGGAAAAUCGUCGAGCUGCAGGAUGAUUUGACUGUUGCUAAAGUCGAGCGGGAAAUCUCAGAGGAGAAGCUGCGGAAGGAGAUCCAAAAUUUGCAAAGCGAACUGGAGAAGGAGAAAGAGCAGGCGCGUGCCAUGGAGAGCGAAAUGUUGAAUGAGCAGGCCGCUCUGGAAAGCAAGCUCGAGUCUUUCCGUGUUCGAGCUGAAGAAGCUUCCUCGGCUGACCACGGCCACGCACAAGCCAAACUCCUUCGACAGAUUGAGACAUUGCAGACUCAAUAUACCACUGCGAGCCAGAACUGGCAGGGGAUUGAGAGUUCCCUUCUCGGCCGGAUUACCAGUCUGGAAAAGGAGCGUGAUGAGCUUGUUGGGAGAGAAGCAGAACUACGGAAGAAAUUGCGAGAUGCUACGCUGAAGUUGAAGAACGCGGAAAGGGAGCUGGAUAACGCUCAAAGUAGCUAUGCGGACAUGGAUAAGUCGUUGGCGGAUGCGAACGAGGAAACGCGGCGACUACAACGAAAAGUGACCCAGCUUGAGACGGACCUGGCAAAUGUGUCGAAGGAACUCGAGGAGCAGAAGCGGAAUUCCGAGAGGGAAUUGCAACGGAGGAUCGACGAGGAGAAAUCAAAAUGGAUAGCGACUUUGCAUAUCCAACGCACAGAUUCCCCCGGGACAUCGGUCCGCAAAAGUUCAGGCCUUGGGUUCGACAUUAAUCAUCUCAUGAGCCCGAUUCAAUAUGAACGGGCCGGCAGUCGGCGACCCUCCAUCAUGCCCAACACAUUCGACUCAAACACUCCGCCUCAUCAACAGUCUACGACGUCUUUCCGGGGUCUCGCAAACGGCUCCAUUGCAGAGACGCCCUCUGUGGCGAUGUCCCUGGACCCUGAUGAGUAUUUUGCCAACGUUCCACCCACGCCCAUGACCACAAGCCACCACUCACAACGCGGUGGCUUGAACGAUCUUAUCUCCACUUCAACAGUUGGCGCUGGCCCUUCUGUGCAGCUGGUGGAACGCAUGUCGGCCAACGUUCGUCGACUCGAAAGCGAAAAAGCCGCUUCCAAAGACGAGCUCGCCCGCCUCACCACCCAACGCGAUGAAGCAAGGCAAGAAGUCGUCAGUCUGAUGCGCGAGGUCGAGGCGAAGCAGAAGAUCGAGGAACGGUUAGAGGCGCUCGAGAAAGAGCAUGCCAGUCUAAGUGCAAGGCACCAGACCACACUUGAAUUGUUGGGGGAGAAGAGCGAGCAGGUAGAAGAGCUGAAGGCCGAUAUCGUUGAUGUGAAGCAGAUGUAUCGACAGUUGGCGGACACGAUGAAAUGA